AUAUGGAGAUACUGGGAGACACAACGAUUGAACAGUGUCUGCAAUCAAGUUUGUUGGAUUAUUUGACGAAAACAAAGACUGAAACAAUGACCUCAGUGAGACGAAAUAUUUUACAAACGGCAAUAUUUCUCUUUGGAAAAGAAACCACGGAUGGAUUUGGAUUUGUGUAUUCAAAAAAUAAAGACGUUGCUGUGCAACAAAAGAGAUUUCUCAUCUUCUCCUACUUGUUCCUCGAUGCCCUAAAGAAAAACUCUAUUUCGGACAAAGCUAUUGCCAUUCACAACGGACUUUGGUCCCAACAUUUACAGCACCUGGCCAACUGUGGAAAUGAGAAAACAGUGAAACGCUAUAUAAGAAUAUUGGAGGAUAAAGAAGAAAUUGUUUUCAAUAUUAAAAGACUUCAACGUAAGCUGAAAUCUGUAGGAAUGGAAGAGAAGAAACUUAAGUUCCGAUGUAGGAAAUCUAACAUGUUUGAGAAAAUCGGGAUGGGGCUGAAAAAACUGUUUUAA
Saccostrea cuccullata (small rock oyster) is the source of this 509-nucleotide messenger RNA. RefSeq lists its product as uncharacterized. The record is from RefSeq and is a predicted model, not a curated record. Bases 3 to 509 code for a protein of 168 amino acids. NCBI's taxonomy places the organism in Eukaryota, Metazoa, Mollusca, Bivalvia, Ostreida, Ostreidae. The transcript is spliced from 5 exons.